GGUCACCCCCGUCGGACCUAAAAUGUAUCUCGUUUGUAAUGAAUAUUUUGAAUCGAAAAUUCAAGACUCUUAAAAGCAGCAUAAACAUAAUCUCCCUUUCGAAAACACGUUGGCUCUGAAGAGUGUUUAAGGUACUUCAGACACUGUUUGCUGUGAACGGAGGAAGCCUGCUGCUGAUGACCACGUUGAGGUUACUACGUGCUCUGGUCCGGCACAGAGGCUAAGAACUCGAUGAGGUGCAAGACAAGUCUGGGUGAUGAGACCGGCCAGGCUAAGGUAGUCACAGAAUCACUUGAGGGCAUCUUCACGAAUCAACAAGUGAUCUUGAACUGAAUGGUGCAUGCAACUGAAUUAGAAGUGUUAACUCCUUGAAAAAGAGGCCAUACUUUAUUCUGGAAGUCCUGAAUGAGAUCGGCAUCUCAGACAAUAAGUAACAAACCCAGGACGGCAACACUGGAGGAGCAAGGAACAAGGCAGAAGAGGUCGUGGGGGAUUUAAGCCACAUGGACCGUGGCGUGCACCUUUCAUUCCCCAUGUGCCUUUUGACAUGAUUCAGUGCGAGGCAGCCUUCCAGAGAGUGAAACCCGUUCCUGAUGAUCAGCCACUCUUUGAUGAGCUGAUUAAGAAGAAUGGGGAACUAUCCCCUACCCCUCUGGAGCAGUCAUCAGUGCUGAGCCUUGUCACAAAGAUCAAUACCGUAUUGGAUAAUAUCAUUGUAGCUCCACCUUCAGGUUUUGACGUGGUUGUUGAGCAGGUGCGUCAGGUGGGCUCACACAAGAAGGGGACGAUGAUGAACGGAAGUCCUGUUGCUGACUUGGUUGUCAUCCUCAAGACAUUACCAACAACUGAAGCAGUGAUCAAGCUCGGUAACAAGGUUGUGGAGAGCGUCAAAGAGAAAGAGCCCAACGAAGUCUUAACGAUGUUGACUAAUGAAGCAGGAUGCGAGAUCAGUAGCUCGGAGGCCACCGUCAAGAUAAUGGUGACGACCAUCCCACCAAACCUCAAGAAGAUAGACCCAGCCAUGCAUUUACCCUUGAAGGUCAUGAAGUCAUCCCUGGCAGCGGUGAGGCACGCCCGAUGGUUCGAAGAGAACGCCCAGCACUCAAGCAUCAAGGUGCUAAUCCGGGUACUGAAGUACAUGAGGACUCGCUUUGAGGGAUUGGAGCCUCUCAACCCCUGGAUUAUUGAUCUCCUUUCCCACUAUGCCAUCAUGAACAACCCACCCAGGAAGCCAUUGGCCAUCAACUUGGCCUUCCGCCGAUGCCUGUCCUUACUAGCCUCUGGCUUCUUCCUGCCCCGAUCCAUGGGCAUCAUUGACCCCUGUGAAGGUAACGGAAUGAGGGCGCACUGCUCACUCCUCCUGGACCAACAGGAUCAAGUGGCCUACACAGCCCAGACAUUGCUGCGAGUGCUGAGCCAUGGUGGAUACAAGCAGAUCCUAGGAACAGACGGCAAUGCCUCCAUAGCAACCGAGAUGUCUGUGUGGGAUGGAGUUGUGGUCACCCCGAGUGAGAAGGCGUACGAGCCUCCUGCAGAGGUCCCCAAGGGGGAGGAAGGGGAAGGGGAUGGAGAGGAAGAGGAGGGAAUGGAAUCAGUGGAGUCACAGUAGAUGAUAAGCAGGUAAACUCGGCUGCCUUUGUUCUCCUAUCUGCUGAUUGCCAGUGCACUGCUGUGAUGAGUUUUUAACCCGGCCUGCAUCGGUGACAUUUAAUUUCUGUUGAUGCCAUAAAGCGGGAUGAUCUGUUACCCCUAGUGCUGGCUCAGACUUCGAAGCCUUCCCGCGUAAUGAUGUCUGCCAUAUGUGAUAACCCAAUCACGUUGUUAGGACUGCAUCUUUUAUGGUUUCUGUUUUAAUCUUUCCAACCAUAAAAAAAUUCUAUUUCAUAUUCGACUGUGUUCAUUCUGAAUUCACCGAAGUUGCCCAACAGUUUGGCUGAAUUCGCCACACAACUCAUACUGUUUAUCAACCGUUGUUGCCCGAACCCAAGUUGAUAGAAUCUUAUUGGAUUUAGAUCAUUCGACGUCUGGACUUCUCUGGAAAAUGAUCGUGCUCUGUUUCAACAUCAGAUUUCGUUCUGGUGUUUCUAGCAAAUGAUUGGAUCCACUGUCGCCCUCUAUGUUAAGCAGCAGUGUUUUCAGCACUUUAUGGACCUGUAUGGGUAGGACCCCUUCAUUUGAUUGGUAAUCAAAUACCUUCCUCGAAGCUGACAUAAAUAGAUCAGUUCAGUGAGCCUGUUGGCCUACCCACAUAACUGUUUUGGACAAAGGAAAGCAGAUUCCCAAACUUGGCCUAUACUCUCUCUAUUUUUUAAGGUGUUCCUAUUUGUGAACUUGUUUAAAAAUUAAUGUAGACUUUGGGUGUUUUCUUAGCUUAACUCUCCAUGUAUUGGUUAGGUAAAUGUAUGUCGAAUCACUUUUGAGUAAAUUCUUCAGAUAUCUGUGUUUUUGUAGCUUUAUUUAUCUCGAGAACCAUGUUGAAUAUUCAUUUCUUGGAGUUCUCUUUUUUAUUUGAAUUGAAGAUUCACGAUUUGUUUUGCCAUAAUUUUUAUGAGUGUUCUCUUUCUUGUUUUUCUGUCGUGAUUUGUCUUGUCAGAGUUGAAGUAUUAAAACCACACUGCGGCUUGCACUUUCUGUA
Molecule: messenger RNA, 2635 nt
Organism: Acanthaster planci (crown-of-thorns starfish)
Lineage: Eukaryota; Metazoa; Echinodermata; Asteroidea; Valvatida; Acanthasteridae
Gene: ilf2
Product: interleukin enhancer binding factor 2
Biological process (GO): positive regulation of DNA-templated transcription
Cellular component (GO): catalytic step 2 spliceosome
Molecular function (GO): DNA binding; double-stranded RNA binding
Source: RefSeq, a predicted model, not a curated record